Molecule: messenger RNA, 1765 nt
Organism: Spodoptera frugiperda (fall armyworm)
Lineage: Eukaryota; Metazoa; Arthropoda; Insecta; Lepidoptera; Noctuidae
Product: lanC-like protein 2
Exons: 8
Coding region: 497-1720 (407 amino acids)
Biological process (GO): carbohydrate metabolic process; peptide modification
Cellular component (GO): plasma membrane
Source: RefSeq, a predicted model, not a curated record
UUAAUAAACUGGCAAAUUCGAAACGCCUGACAAUAAGCGACGUGGCCGUCAUAAACAACAAUUGGAGAUAUUCUGCAUUUCGUCAGAUCUUUAAAGUUUACCCACCGAUAAAAAUAUUUACUUCUAUAUAGUACAAAAUAAUGCGCUAGUAUCAAUAUUUUUUGUUCCACUCUAGGGGUUGCUACGUGCACGACUGUAGCGCCCUCAUUUAUUUUCAUGACAGACUUCUUCACUUCCGUUUUUUACUUUUGGUUUGACAGUUGUUGGUUGAGCUUUCCGUUUUUCAUGGUUUUCCCAAACCCAAACAAAAUACCUUCUUCUGCUGUCCAAAGAGUAUAAUAAGUAUAGCGAGAAUGCUGUCAGCGGGCAGUAGAGAAUCAUAAACCGAACUGAAUUCAGAAUAAAAAUGUAACCAAAAGUCAAACUAAAUAUAUAAAACCGUUUAGUAAAAUUGUGUGUUUUUUAUAGAGUUCAGAUAUAAAUUUAGUUUUGAACCAUGUCUCCGAAGGGUUCUUUUGAAAAUCAGUAUGAAGAUUAUUCACCAGAGGUUGCAUCCAAUAUCAUAAAUGAAUCCCGAGAUGGGAUAUCAGAAAAGUUUCAUACAAAAUUGCAAAAGUUUAAAACUGAAAAAUUGCAAUAUCUAAAGGCUGAAAUGGGACAUGAUAUAUUCUAUGAUGGUACAGUGUACACUGGAUCAGCGGGCCUUGCAUUAUUUUACUUAAUGAGCUCUUUAAAACAUGAUUCCAAUCAUGAAAUGCUGCAGGCUGCUUUGGAAUAUAUAGACCUUGAUAAACUGAAGGGCCGUAGGAUUAGCUUCUUGUGUGGAGAUGCUGGACCACUCGCCAUUGCUGCUGUGAUUUCAUACAAACUUGAUGCUCAACGUAUUGACCACAAGCUACCAGACUAUAACACUUUAGCACUUAGACUCAUAUCUCUAAUUUCUUUGCUAAAUGAAUCUCCUGAUGAGCUGUUAUAUGGAAAGUCUGGAUAUCUAUAUGCACUGCUGUUUGUGAACAAACAUAUUUCUGUUAAGGAUAUAAUACCUGUGAAUCAUAUAGCAAAGGUUGUUGAUAGCAUAAUUAAGACCGGAAAGUGUUAUUCUAUAGCAACGAAAUCUGACAGCCCCUUGUUAUGGAACUGGCAUGAUAAAGUGUAUUUUGGAGCAGCUCACGGUAUGGCUGGGAUACUGUACAUGUUGUUACAGGCCCGAGCAUAUAUUAACAUAAAAGAAAUGCGCAAUUACGUUAAACCAACAUUAGACUGGUUAAUGAAUCAGCGCUUUCAAAGUGGCAAUUUUCCGUCGUCCAUGGGCAGUACCUCGGGAGACAAACUAGUACAAUGGUGUCAUGGCGCUCCUGGAUUUGUACCUUUGUGCCUUUUAGCCUACCAGAUUUUUGAUGAAGACAAAUAUUUGAAAAUAGCUCAGCAGUGUGGAGAUGUUAUAUGGCAAAGAGGCUUAUGCACAAAGGGAUACAGUAUAUGUCAUGGUGUGAGUGGAAAUGCAUACGCAUUUAUACAAUUAUACCAGGCUACAAAGAAACCCGAAUAUCUCUACCGAGCCUGUUGCUUUAUGGAGUGGUGUGCUGUUGCACGCUUAGGCACAGAACUGCAUCACCCGGAUAGACCAGCGUCAUUGUUUGAAGGAUUAAUGGGCCGGGUUUAUUUAGCUGAAGAGAUGACUCACGUUUUAGAGGCAAAGUUCCCAGCAUUUACUUUGUAGAUUUAAUUUUAUUUAAUUAAAUAAUAAUAUUUCAUUGUAAAAAUA